AUGUCCUUCCUAUGUGAGUCGUAUCGCUUCCUAAGAUCCCUCACCUGAAAUGUUAAUUUUUCCAAUUUUUUAGUUCAUGCAUCGUGCCCUCACAGAAUGCACUCCAUCGACGCUCUUGGCGAAACCUUCUGUAUUCGCCAUAUACUAGUAGUCUGGUCGAAUCUCCCUGACCCAUCCUCGGAUGGACUCGGAUGAAUGUAACCGACCGCAUCUGGGCUCCUAUGGUUUCGAGACUGGUUUUCAAUUUCGCCACUUACUUGCCUUAUUCAUGGCCACAUACCGGCCAGUCCUGACUGACCCGCCUACUUAUCCCUUCAUGAAAUCCGUUAUACAAUGCCUUAACAGCUGAAAUUUAUUUCUGCCCUGUCAAUGUCCGAUUAUAAUCCAUUAUAUACCGCCACAUGCAGGCCAGUGCUGCCCGCAUUUUUCUGUUAUUGCUUUUUUUAUCGAGGUUUUUUUCUCCUGUAAAAUUAAUUCAAUGAUUUUUAAAUUUUCGUGUGGUGUUUUUUUCACCCCAUUCUAAUCAUUUUUCUUAACGGACUACUAUUUCAAAAACUAUGAAUUGCACUUUGUACAGAUUUUGCCUACCUCGUCUAAAAUUUGCAUGUAAAUUUAUCUUUUCUUUCUUUGAUGGAACCCCUACGGGUCUUUAACAAUUUAUUAUUAUAAUUAUUAACAUCUCGACGUCGUCUUUGCGGACAUUCCAUCCGCGAUGGAAGAGGUAUAGAAAAACCAGUUGGACUUUCUGGAUGUCCUUGUUUGGUGAUAAUAAUACGAACAAUUUUUAUUCAAGACCCGUGGGGGUCCGUCCAUAGCAAGUAAGAAUAACUUUUUCAUGAACUUUAGAACUUCAGAACAGGUAUACAAAAUCCAUACAAUACUUAAUUCGUAGUUAUUGAAUAAGUAGCGUGUUACGAAGAAUGAGGAACAAGCAGUAAAAAAACUCCUAACAGGUUAGCAAAAUGAGUAUGAAUAGAUUGACACUAUAGGAGAGGGUAUAAAAUGCAGGCAGGACCGGCCUGUAUGUGACAGUGUAUAACGGAUUUCAUGAAGGGGUAAGCAUGCGGGUCCGCCUGGGCUGGCCUGUAUGUGGCAUUGAGUAAAAAAUUCCAAACGUGCAUCAUCAAGAUAGAAUUCAUAUGCCUGAUGAGGUCAUUCAUGACAAAGAGGGGAAUAGAAAACCAGUCUCGAGGCGAUAGGAAUCCAGAUACGAUCAGGUACAGUCAGCCGAUUUCAGCCGAGAAGGGGACAAGGGAGAUGCGACUAGACUACUGGUAUAUGCUGAAUACAAAGUGUCCCGCCAAGACCGUCGAUAGAGCGCAUUCUGUGAGGGGCACGAUGCAUGAACUGGAGAAAUGGAAAAAUUAACAUUUCUGGUGAGGGAUCUUAGGAAGCGAGACUACUGACAAAGGAAGGAAAUGUGAACAGAUACGGAAAUUUAAUGGCGGACGUCCUAAAGUCCCAGUGGCUCUUUCUCGGUGUCAUAGAGAAAGUUGUCUGGGAAAAAUGUGGAAAAUAAAAGUGUAAUCGAGUCAGUAUUCAGAUAAAGGCACUGCCUUCUCUUAAGAGUGUGUAGAUCAUCUGAAGAUCUUAUAUUUAUUGUAACGUUAUUCCAGAGGAAAGAUAACUGGAAGCGAAAAAUAGAGAACGCUUAGAGGUGGAGGAAGCGGGAGGAGGUAUAAUCAGGGAAUAUUUGCGAAGACUGUAUGGGCGAUUACUAGGGGUAAAUGCUGAAACACGAGAAAGAUGUGAACUGUUUUAAAUGCGAAAUAGGAGACAGAAGCCUGCUUCUAGUCUUCGAACCCAUACAAAGUUUAGGAUAUGUAUCAGGCAUCUAUCUGAAUAGAAGGCAUUUAGAUGUUCCAUGCCUUAAAGUUUUCAACUAAAAAGCCUUUGAAUAUUUUUAAUUUUUGACCGACUAGCCUCGUUCAUCGAAUCAAAUAAUGGUCGACAAUACUUGAGAAUGGGAAGUACAAACAUACGAGAGAGGCUUAAUUUGAUUUCAGGAAGAUAGAAAUUGUAGGAAAUAAAGCCACAAAUCUGGGCAACUUUGACUGUAAUUCUGUCAGCGUGUGGCGAGAGAUGGAGAUUAUAAGUGUAGCUUAAACCUUAAUCAUUGAUGAUGGUACAUUCAAUCAUAGGUGUGCCUUGAAAGGCGACUGGUUGGGGGUGCCUCUCAGGUCCAAAACACAUAUAACGACAUUUAGAAGAAGAGAAUUCCAUUAGACAUUUUGAACAAUAUGAUUCUUCAUCCUUUUCGUAAGCGUUGCUAGUACUCGUUCCGCCGGUGAGUCAUCCUUCUUUAGAUAUUAACGCUAGACUUAUACAGCAUACUUCAAGUAGGACCAAACGAAUACCCUGCAAGUUUUACUUGACAGUUCCUGGUCUGUUUGCGUAAACGCUCGUUUCGAAGAGGAAAGCCUCUGCAGUACUCAAUUAACUGCCUGCGAUGGCGGUUGGAACGGAGAAAUCAUUUCAACAUCAAGGAUCCUCUGUUUGCCAGCAUUCUAAAAUAGCUAUAAACGGAGAACAGACUCGAAAGGUCUGUUUUCCACUUCGAGCAUUCUAGUAUCGACCACACAUUAUCAACCCUAAAAUUGCAGGGCCAUCUGGCAGAUCAGCUGCUUCGCUUGCCAAGAUUUUUUAAAAAUGCGUGUCAGAGGCAGGUUGGAAACGUGUCUUAAUGCAAUCUGGAUUAUUGACACAUACUUGGAUGCAGAUUUGGAAGAGUAACGGCCCAAAAUCCGAGCCAUAGACCAACCUCUUAAAACGGAAGCAGGGCGGCCUUCCAGGCGUCAUGACACAUAGUUUAUGUUUUCCCUAUAAUAUAUGCUGCGAUCCAUGCGAGAAGCUUGCCUCUUAUUCCAAUUUCAUAAAGUUUGUCAACUAGACGUUUGUGUGAAAAAAUGUCAAAAGCUCACUCGAAAUCGCCGUUGAUGUCGCCAAGGCGUCGCACCACCCCGUCUUUGUGGGCGUCGUAUGCGGUCUUGCUCAGGUCUAACUCUUGGAAAUAUGUCUCGAGAUUAAACAAUUAUCUAAAAAGGACGUGAGCAUCCUCCCACUGAGAUCGACAGUAAUCCAUUCGGAUGCCACAAGAAACGAAAAACCGACGUCAGAACCCGGUUAAUAUUAAAUUGUAGCUUACGCGUAACGUUUUCUCUGGAUGAUUCACACUAUCAUAAGGGUUUCAACGCCUUACGUCGCACCGCCGAAAUAAAUCGACAAGCCGACUAGAAUGUCCUUCGCAUUUUAAUCAGCUAUGCCGAGUGUUGCACUUUUAAAAUCCACGCCUGGUGUGUUCCGUUAUGCCGCUGUCUUGUCGUUUUUACGAAAAUAAGUUCCCAGCCGAGGACGAUGUCGUUGUCGCUAGUGUAAAAUCUAUCUAUCCUAUGGGCAGUUAUGUUGAGCUUCCGGAAUACAAUAAUGUUGAUGGGAUGAUACUUCAUAGCGAAUUAUCCAGACGCCGCAUACGUUCCAUCAACAAAUUGAUCCAAGUUGGCAGAAACGAGAUUGCACUUGUUAUCCGUGUUGAUCCUGAUAAAGGUAGCCUUCCAAUUUUUUUCGCAUUUUUAGGUUAUAUUGACCUUUCGAAGCGGAGGGUGCCUGCUGAGGAGAUCCCGAAGUGUCAAGAGCGAUAUGCGAAAGCCAAAGCCGUUCGUAACAUGCUAAUGUUGUUUCUACCUAAGUAGGUAAAUCAGAUCGUUCGACAUGUCGCCGAAAAGCUCAAUUAUACGAAUGAGCAGCUCGAAGAACUGUGCGCUAAGACUGUUUGGUUUUUCGAUAAGAAAUACAGCAAGACUGGAGGGUCGUAUGAUGCGUUUAAGCGUGCAGUUCAGUAAGUCAAACCUUGACAUUCAGUCUUGCCGUGCUCUUAUGCUUAUUGUGCAUUCAAUCCCGAAGCUUGUCUUGUUGUCUCUAAGAGUAUGUAUCCUGCCCCCCCGAGAGCAUUUUGGUCGCCCAGGGCUAGCCCGGUCGCGGGCAAGUCUUGCAAUUGACUGACUCUCUUCGACAAUUUAUUUGCACAGGACUUCUUUCAUGUGACUGGCAUCACGCACUCACCUUCAGCCAAUUAGAUUACUAGCCCUGCGCUAGCCCGUAAAUCCAAACAGGCUAUCAAAUGUCUAACCCUGGGCGCCUAAAUACAAUCUGGGCCACUCGCAUUUUGCACCAUCUAACUGGAUCUGGUUCCUACAAGGCAAUCGCGAAUUUGAGGUUCAGAAAGUUUUUAACAAAAGUGUGCACCCAUAUACAGCGCUUAAGUGAGGACCCAUUAAACGUAUCUGAAGAGUGCAAAUAACUACGUAGUCGCUAAGAAGCUUCCUAUGAUCUCUUCAAAAUAACUUUAUGCUCAUGUUCUGGUCCCCCGGUAUGAGGCGGUCCAACAUACAUACAACCCAUAUUACCGAUGGAAACUCGAGAAUACCGGACCAGAUAAGCGUAAUAACCGUUAGGAAAUAAGCUGACAACUAAUAUUCGAUGUCUGCCAACUUUUGGAGCCGAAUGCCCAUCUAACUUGACCAGCCUAUAAAGAAGGUUCAAGUUUGUUAAACUCCCGUAAAAUUCCACUUCAGCGGCUGCUUCUCUAGGCUUUUUUAUUGCCACUGCUUACGCCUCAGUAGAUUUAUCUCGUGAAAUGUUCUUAUUUAGUUAGGAACAACUAUCUGCAUAUAAUCCCUUUCCAUCCCAAGGUUUGAUUUUUGAAUAUUACCUGUAUUGUUAAGUAGAAAAUUCAUAUUCCACACUGCUGUCUAAGGCAUUGUAUAAGGCCUGUUUGAUGGGACUUUUGCUGAAAGGUGGAGGAGACUUACAAGGUAUCACUGUACGGGGCCACAGCCUUAUCAGGCAUGUUGUAGUGUUGAAACCAUCCCACUUUCUACGUCGGGACUUGACUGCUGUGUUGUAGCUAGGACCGUAAUAGGCAUGCUAGAGGGAGAUCACGAUCGAAGUGGGAUUCAGGGAUCAGGACGAAGAAUACUCUACAACAGGGAUCUAUUCACCCUGAAAUUGACGUACUGGAGCUGCAACGAGAAUUAGAACAGUAGUAGGUAAGAUAGAAUAUAACCCGGGGCAUAAGUGAGCGUGGAAUUUACCCCGGCCAACAAAAAGGGAAAUUGAGGUGUCAAUAAAUCGGAAGAAAAGGUUUGCAUUUGGCGAAGUUCAGGCGUCUCUGUUACAAAGGGAGUAUUAAUGAACACUUUGUUGGAUCAGUGUUUCUAGGCUAUGCAUCUGGACAUCGCCAGUGCUAGUUGCAUCAUUCUGUUUGUCAGUCGACAUGUGCUGCUUUCCUGCUCAGUAAUGGGUGAAUGUUCAGGCGAAAAUAGAAUGGGAUUUUGAGAUACGGGCGUGGUCGUCUUCUGAUACCACCGGUAUCAUUUUCACUUCUGGGCGCAAGUAGCUGAGCGGAUCCAGUUUAUUCUCUGUCAUUAUUGAAUUGUUUAUGAGCAUAUCAGGGGUUGCAAUGGAGCAAAUCAUCAUCUUCGACAAGCAAAUCAAAUUUAGACUGUUGACUGCUCUUUAGCAGAACUCAGCCAGGAGAGAUAUGCCACAUGGGGAGAGUAGUCCCAGGGAUUGACCUUCGGCUGCAGACAAACUUUCCCUUGUGUGGUGUCGCACUAGUAGCGGUACACAAAAGUGAUCUGAUUGACCGUAAAGCGUCAAGUAGAACAGAUUCCCAGUGCGUAGCAGGCAAGCUUUGGGAUUCUGUAGCAAGUAAGAUAGCCCUCCGUGAAGUUUUGUUCAAACGUUUGACCUGCCCAUUUCCUUGGGGAUUGUGCGGAGUUGUCCUCGUCGUCACUCCCUUAUUGCGCAGGACUUGCUGAAAAUCGUUUGACAUAAAUGACGAUUCCCGAUCGGUGUGUAUGUACGAAGGAGUACUGAUUAUGGAGAAAAGCUGGCACAAACAUUCACUGGCAAUCUCAACAGUCUGAUCAAGACAAAUGCAAAUGGGAAAAGAGAAUAUUCAUCAAUGAUUGUCAUCAGACACCAGUUGUGGGUUGCCUAUGGAAGUAGACGCUUGAAGUCGAUGGACAAUCGUUCGAACGGCUGGGUAGCUUCGAUGAGUUGGCUUUGUGCUCCAAAGAAACGGGGCUUAACUUCACAGCAAGUUUGACAUUUGGCGACAACAUUACGAAUCUCAUCCAUGAAAAAGGGGAGAUUCCGAGCUGGAACAAAGUGCGACAGCCGAUAGAGACCGGGAUGACAAGGCAACUCAUGUAGUUCUUUCAAAUCGACACUGGUUAGUAGGGCCCCCACAACAACUACGGGAAAGUGUGUCCGUCGCUCGAUCUUCUUCGCUAGGUCGGUAGACAGUGUCAAAUUUGAAUGAUGACAGUCUCAACGUCCAGCGAUUGAUUUUAUCAUUUUUGACUUUCCGUUUUUGCUGAUCGCCGGAGAUGAAGGCAACAGACCGCUGAUCCGUAGUGAGUUCAAAGUACUUUUAAUGGAUGAAGUGCUUCCAUCUGCUUAUGGAUUCCACUACGGCGUUUGCAUUUAUCUGUAUAACUGAAUGAUAUCGCUUAUUUAGUGAAGGGCUACGUGAAAAUAACACUAUUGGUCGGUCAUUCUGGUCUGGUAUGGCAGUGAUUUCGACGACUGAAGCAUCAAUCUCGAUUAGGAUUAGUAGAUGAGUUUUAUCUGAGGAGUGAGACAUCCAUUGUGAGUAUUAUGCAAACAAUCCCACGGCCCGUUGUUUUACUUAAAAUCAUGCCAAUUAGCCAUUUCACGCAAGGACCACGGGCGAUCCGGAUUCGGCCUAAUGCUGCCCUUCGAUACUUCGAAGCCAAGCAGUUUUAUUUGUUUAACAGCAAUAACAUUUUUUGCCUCAUUGAAUGUUAAUCCGUACUUUUUGGCCACGCCAAGAAAUUUUCGAGGGGUUGAGUCAUGCUUCGCGAGGCCGUUCCUACAAAUAGUGAUAUUGUCCUUGUAGACGAAAAUAUUCUGUGGACGCCCGCGCGUAAUUAUGUCGUCUUUCUGCUGGAAGCACGCAACCCCGUUAGUCAAACCAAACGGAACACGACAAAAUUGAUACAAAUGCCCACAAGCCUCAAAGACAGUGUAUGGUUUUUCCUCUGCCCGGAUAGGCAUCUGGUGAUAGGCGCUCCUGAGAUCAAGCGUACUUUAAGUGCCGUAGUUUGCAAUAUGUCCAGUCAUUUCGUUUAUUUUGGGGGAGGGGUAGACAUCUAUGAGUGUGUAUUUCAUAUUGACCCAACUGUGAAAAACUCGGUGCCUCGGUGGGAUUCGAACCCACGCAGUAAGGGGAAGGCUUUAGUACAGCCAACGGUCUAACCACCUGAGCUACGAGUGUGUAUUUGUUGAUCGUGUGCCCACAGUCGGCAGCCGUCCGCUUUUUGUGGUUUUCAUUGGUUACCACCAAAGUUUGGGCUAGCCAAGGGGAUAACGGACGUCCGGUUACUCUCUCGGAAAGAAGGCAGCGAAUUUCUUAUCGUAUAAAUCUCUUAUCUACUUUGUUUCGUCUUCGAGAUUUAGUAGUGACAGUCUUGCAGUCCGGUGUCAGAUUAGGAAAAAAACGGGGAGGUCCGACGCAAGCGGCAGCCACAGAAUAAGGCGAGGACGUGAGUUUAGGUCUACCACCGCGUCCUUUGGAAUAACGCAUCACGUGUAGGACACAUCUAACGGCGGUCCCUGUCAUAUCCGCGGAAGAAGCAUUUGUUAUGGGAUGAAGUAGGAGUCGCCAAGUCAAGCUCUUUAACGGGACUCGACGGGGUUUCUUAUAACUCAGUAGCGGCAGAGAAUGAGGUCGUCGAAAAGUUCUGAUACGAUAGAGACCGUCUUUCUGCCAACUUCGGUGACCUUGCCUGAUCAAAGACAGUUUGAAAGUUCGAUUCCGGUUUGACGAAAGGCCACUCAUAAACGCAUCUCUAAUGGCCUCGUCGUGAUUUUGUUCUGUCGUAACGGCUUUGAAAUCGCAGCUCUUAGCUAAGGACUACCUUUUUGCACGAACUGGUCAAGAGUUUGCUCAGCUUCCUGUCUGCGGGUUGCUAGAUGGCGGGGAAAAUUUCGUUUUUUUAGUCUUAAAUGGGGAUCACGUAGCAAUUUAACAGUUUAUUUGUAACUGGAACACUCAUUGAUGCAUUCCCCGGUUGUCGGCGAAACGUAGUUAGUCAUAACGCCUAAUUUAUCUGGUUUCGGACCUUUGGUCGUGGACGAGAAAUUUUAAAAAAUGCGAAGCUAGUGGUCCCACCGCUUAGAAGCGUCUGGAGCAUUCGAAACAAGAUCGAAUCGUUCUGGCUUUGAGAGUCGAUCCAUUCUGGAGUUGUAAGUUGAAUAAAUUGUUGUGGCUAGGACCGCAACAAGCACGCGAAAAUGUGAGCACGGACGAAACGGGAUGUAGGAAUCAGAACAGAGAAUACCCUAAAAUACGGCUUCAUUUAUCUUACAAUUGACUCACUGGAACUAAAACUAGAAAAAAAAACAGUAGUAGAUAAGAUGGAAUUUUACCGGUACAUAAGUUAUCAGGACAUGCUGGAGAUACCGCUUAUCAUAUCCUUAUUUCCACAUGAUGUCUACGGUAGAGUGUUAAAGAUGCUUAGCUUGGAUGUCUGUGGUUGCUUAUUUAUUAGACCGCUUUUAACGACUCUGUUGGCUCUAGUCAAACGUCGUGACUCACGACAUGCACACUCACUAUGUUAGCCAAGACUCUACCUUACUUUAUAGUGACCAGUUCCGGUUCUUUAUGUCUGAAUCAAGACAUUACUUGUCACCAUCACUCAUCGCGAGUUUCUGUCUUUCGGCCCGCCGAGUGAAUGCCCUGGCCAAGAUAGAGCACUAUCCGAAUUAUUUGAGCAGUUAAAAUCCACAUGCGGUUGUUUGUAAGCAUGAUACCGAAAACACAAUUGGAGUAUGUAGUGCUUCAUAAACGUGUGUCGGGGGGCAAUUGCUUAUCCAUAUCGUGUAUGCCCAGAUCGCUUUAUCUCAUCCAUUUAACAGCAUUGAGUGUACUUAGCCCUAGCAUGCACCGUAUCUACUUGGAGCAAACACAGCUAAUAAGGUUGAUGGGAAGCUGGCAUUCGUCUGUCUACCUGUCUGCUGAUUACCCUCUUUGUGCAUACGUGACAGACGGUAUGGUUACAUUAAGCAGUAGCAGACUGCGAGCCCAUAGGCCCCUUUGCCCGGCAGAUUAAUGUCUGUAGGGUUCUGGUAACAAUGUCACCAGUCACCAGUCCUGUUUAAACUUUGUAGGACUAUCUCAGCGACAAUUAACCCAAGUACUUCAUGCUAUUAGUGUGUUUAAGAAGGUCCUGAAUGCUACUCACCGUAGACAGCGAUCUUGUUUUGAUGGAUAAGGCCAUUGGGCGCCUUUCAAGAAUCAAAGAUACCUUUCUGGUAAAGCAGGCAAGGUGGUUUGCACGUGGAUUAGUUUACAGUGAGUUUCGACUUGAGGUGAACGUGCGGUGACAGUGUGGACAGGAUAGCUCGGCCGUGUCGGAGUCGGUUGUGAUGGUGGUGGAUCUGCUAGCGGUCGGCGCGCUGGGCGACGUGUGGGUUGGCUAGGCAUUAUGGAUUUGCCGAAUGUGUCACGUGCGUCGAGACUGCGGUGAAUUCCGCUGUCGUGAAUACGCAUGUGACCUAGAGAGCCCGUGCAGUGAGUAAAUGUGCGGAGGCAGUAACGUCAGUGGAGACGGAUGCGGAGAGUGUAGAUUGGCGCUCCAGACACUAGUUCGCCAGUCUAUGCGACAGAUUCACAAGUGACCGACCAGGCCGAUGUGUGAGGUGAAUGUGCGAUCGCAAUUAGGACAGGUAUAAACCGAGUCCACGUCACUAGGGGUGGGGAUGUUAGUAAUGUUUAAAAUUGGUAAGACGUCGGACGUUUUCCUAUCGGUGGGGAGAGUGCGUGAAGGCGUGGUAAUGAUGCUGGCCGCUGCGGUCGAUGCAGGGGUUAGGGCAGGGCCCAUGGUGGCGAUGAGUCAGCGGCAGUGUGAUCGGGGGUGACGAGGGUGGCGGUUGAUGCGGAGUUUGGGGCAGGGGCGAGAGUGGUAGAAGAGAUAGACGUUGUCGGGUUGACUAUUGGAUCCGAAGGCGUCCAACGAGACCGAUUCAUGCUCGGAAUACGCGUUUGAAGCGCGUACAUGUCGGAAGCGGCGGAUAGUUGACACUGAGGGGAGCGAGACACUCGUGAUUUGCCAGCUCUUCGUUUAACUGUGGUGGCGGCGACCCGAUUUGCUUCGUAGAUGGCAGCGCCGGUUAUCAUAUCUCUUCUCAAGGGCGAGGUCUCUCAGGUUUCAGGACUGAUAUGUUAUCGCUCAAGAGAAUUCUUCAAUACGCCCUUGUAGCGUCAUUUUCGUCCUCUCUGUCGGCCAGCACCAUGGGGACAUCACCAUAGAAGAGUUGUCUCGGUAGCCGUGUAUCUUCCAUCCUCACUAGAUAGCCGCUCCAGCGUACCCGCAGUUGCCUUAACAUGGCGUGGAUGCUAAGGAUGCCGGUCCGUUCUAGGACUUCCGUGCCGGCGUCCUGUCUUGCCAUCUCAGCUUUAGUAUUCUGCGAAGGCAGCUGAGGUGGAAGUGGUUGAGUUUCUUAGCGUGGUUGCAGCAUAGGAGUGUCUUCUGGACGACAGCCUUGUACAUCUUCAGUUUGAUAUUCAGUUGAAGGCCGUGACGAUUCCACAAUAUGUUCUGCAGUCGGUGUAAGUCUUUGCUGGUUUUUGAGAUCCGGUGGGCAACCUCAUCGUCGACUCUCGUGCCGUUGGAAAAUGCUCCGAGAUUAGCGAAUUUGUUCACAGUUUUGAGUUGGUGGCCGUCGACAGUGAUUCGAGGAGUGCAGUGUUGCGUGUUGGGUGAAGGUUGUUCCAUGACCACCGUUUUGUCCGUGUUGGCGCGAAGACGCAGCCCUGCUUCACUCCAUUGGGCACUGCGAAUACCUCGGAGAUUGCGCCGUUGUCCGUGACGCGCGCCAUCAUUCCAUCGUGGAGCUGGCGUACUGUGUGCGUGAGUCGUUCAGGACAGCCGAAUUUCUGCAUGAUUUUCCGCGAUUCACCUAGUUAAAGUCCUUCGCCAAGUCCACAAAGGUAGUGUGGAGGUGGGUUCGCAUCUCCUGGCGCUUCUCCUUUAGCUGGUGAGCGGCAAAAACCAUGUCAGUGAUGCCCAGGUGUCGUUAGAAACCGUAUUAGCUGUACAACAGGAGUCCGUCCUCGAGGUGUCCGUUGAGGUGAUUGAGGAAGAUGCGGGCUAAGAUCUUCCCGGCAGUUUUGAGUAGUGAGAUGCCUCUGCGUUUGUCGCAGACCUUCCGGUUGCCCCUGCCUGUAGAGUUGAACAAUGGUUGCGUCCUUUAAGUCCCGAGGAACUUGUCCACAGUGGCACGUCUUAAAUAGCGUGGUGAGUUGUCCACCAGGCGGUGGCCAUCGUGCUUGUUGAUUUCGGCUGCGAUUGCAUAGGGACUUGGUGCUUUUCCGUUGGAGAGUUGUUGCUCGGCACGAAUGGUUUCUGAAAGAGAGGGCGAGGGGCACCGGUUGACGUUGAUUUCCACUUGGGAGAGCCGGUCGAUGACGGCGUUGUAGAUUGUGGAGGGACAGUUGAGGACGUUUCUGAAGUGUUCGGCGCAGCGCUUCAGAACCUGCGACUUCUCCGAAAGCGUUGAUUCAUCGGGGCUGAGAAGUAGGGCAGCACCACGGAGGCGUCUUCAUCUGUUGCCGGUAGGUCUUUUAGCCGCUGAUUGCUGAAAUGCAAACGGUGGACAGACAAAGACAACGGAGCAGUAUCCAGCUUACCUGGGGGUCGCCUACCUUGUGGCAUCCUGCAGGGUUGCAGGCGAAUCUUCAUCUUAGAAAUGACCAGACAGUGGUCCGUCCAGCCAUCUGCGUCGCAGAUCGCCUUGGUCACCAUCGAAUCCUGUCAAUCUCACUGCCGAGCGAGAACAUUGUUCAGCAACUGCCAGCGCCGCGAUCGGGGGUUCAUGUAGGUGGCCUUCCGCAUAGGCAGUCGGAAGAAUGUGUUGGUCAGCAGAAGGCGGUGUUCAGCCCCGGUCCGCGGGAGAAGUGAGGCCAUUGUCGUCGCAGCCGGCGAUUCCGUGAGGACCGAGGCAGCACAGUCUGUCAGGUAUUGAUGACACGAAGGGCAAUCAACUUAUCCACCUUGGGCACAGAUAUCAGGAGGGUGUGCAGGUCUUCGUAUAUCUUCGUCUUCGCUUCCUCUGAGCCGGUCGUUUUUGGGGUAUAGGCGCUGAUGAUGGUGGCGAAGUUGAAUCCCUGAAGCGGCAGUCGGAGGCCCACCAGACGAUCGUUGAUGCCCUGCGGCAGACAGCAUUCACCCCACGACGUCGUUCCGGAUGUCAAAGGCAACACCCGCGCCUCUUCUCUCUGCUUUUGGGCGUCUGCUCCAGAAGAAACUAUGGUCGACACCCACUUCUUCUAGCUGGCCUUGUUCGGAGAACCGGGUCUCGCUGAGGGCAGCGAUGUCCACCCUGUAGCGCGCCGAUUCCCGCGCGCUACAGGGAGCCAAAUUUGAGAGUUUAGUGUCCGUAAAUGGACACUAGGGGUGGUCAACACCUACAAGCAAGUGAGCGACCUACCACGUAGAUCCACAACUGGACACCCUUUCACUCUAGAUACCUUUCUAUAGCACUGGUAUCUUAAGGUCUCAUAGAAAUUGCUCUUGGGAAAAGGAUUAACUUAUGCAGAUUUCAGAGUAAGCCGUGGGCAUAAUGACCAAAUAUUUGCGUCCCCGCAAUGCCCUUAGCGCCGUCAUUUCUCAGAUUUCAGGGUAAGCCGUGAGCAUAAUGACCAAAUAUUUGCGCCCCCGCAAUGUCCUUAACGCCGUCAUUUCUCUAGUUCCCUACCAAACAGUUUUGAGAAGGCGUUUUUAAUUUCGUAGUCCGGGAUCCGGCAUCUUGAAUAGCUUUCGACCCUUUUAAGUGACCUGUUCCGACAUUCCCUGCGGCGUGUGCAGUUGGCCGAGGGCGCCUGAUUGCGCCAAUUUCCACUAAUCUUGUUACAAACAAGAUUAACAUUACUAAAUUGGGACUAUCUUACUGCUAGAUCUGGUACUCUUCUCGUGCGCCACCGACGAUUUUGGAUUGCGCCGCAGUACCCCAUCUACCAGAAACGUCAGCCAUGCCGUAGUGCCGCCCUUGCCUGUGAUAUUUUUAUACGUAACUGAUUUGCUGGACCGGUAUUCUGCAUUACUUAUGACUGCUUGUUGACCGUGCGCAGAGGCCCGCUUAUCUUCUGGCACAUCUUCGCUGAAGGAUGUUCCAAUGUCAGUCAUUCGUAAACAUGUUGGGCAGCCUGCAAGCCCUGUCCCAGGUUUUCGUUAUCUAUGGCUUUCAAAUGAAUCUUAUAUGAUAUUGAUAUAUAAUUGCCACCGUUCUGUCAGAAGUUUCGUAUGUGAGAAACUAAGGCUGGCAGUUUAGAUGGUAUCGUCUUCAAGUGGAUUCAGUUAGCCAUAAUGCGUUAUAUAUGGGGGAUCACUCACGAACGCCGAUGACACCUUCCAAACGGCAUUCUUUUGGAGAAGUCUGAUCGAGGCGAUCAUUUGGUGCUGACCUCUCGCGCCAACAGUUGACUCAGAUGAACCUUGGAAUCGUAGUUUUAUAAUAGUUAUCCCAGGGCUAAAUCCGGGCUGCAAGUAAAGCAGUCGUGGACAGUUAUAGCCAUGAGGCUGACACGUAUUACUACGGACGGACUAAAUGAGAUAAGCUAGGACAUGAGUCGGGAUUCGUGAUAUGCAUGAAAGUUCUGGGGUGCGGUGCAAACUGGAUCCCCUAGUCCUCGGUCCGGUCUGCAGACAGCAGUAGCGAAUGCUCGCACCGCCAUUGAAACAACCAAAGCCCAAUCUAAUGCCUAGCACAAUUUGAGGAUUGAUUAACAUUGUAAUCGUUAAACAUUUGUUUAUAACCAACAGAUUUCUUCUUUCAUUAUAUCUAACUCGGUUUUGGGGUUUCUUCGGCUGUGGGUGUGGGCUUCCUCGCAACCUCAACCGAACAUUUCUGCUCGCCAUGUCAGAAUACGGUUUCCUGACUGCAAAAUUCCGUCAGAUAAUUUGUUUUUAGACCUCACGCCUUCGCUUGCCACUAGCAUUACUUCUGGUUCGCGACCACUUACUCUUCCGCACCCAAACUUCGUUGAUUUUUUUUCUCAGACCGUUAUCCAUAGAUAUCCUAAAUGGCCAGCAGGGUACGCCCCAUCUUCCUUCGGGGAAUGGCGUCGAAGGCCAUUGCUAAAUCUGAUGUCCGGGGUCAUCUAGGCUGAGGCCCUUACUCAACUUUCUACAAACUUAGGUACCCUAGUGAGAUAGGUCUGUAUAAUAUCUCUGGCAAUGGCGGAGGGCACAUUACGCCUCACAAUAGCUCUUUGAGGUGUAAAUUUGACUUUGAUAAAGCUCUUAUCUCGUGCGAAUGUGUUCUGUGACGUCGGCGGCGUUCGCGGAUAAUGCCCUUGGGCAUUUAGAUUGCUCUUCGUUCAAUUUUCUUUGAAAGAGGAUAGCAGUCGAUGAAUUUACUUUUACUUAGGACAGCAGUCAUUACUGAUUCGGCCGGUUACACACCUCAGUCCAACGCUUCGCCGAUGAUCGUCCUCUAUCCUAGCUGAUUGUUAUCAGUACAGAACCCAGAGCCAGAAGUGCGCCCGAGGUGAACUCUCAUCAGCCAGGCCCUGGUUAAGGCGAAGUCACGUCUCGGACGACCCUGCCUUUGGUCGUUACACUACAUGGCCGAACCAUCCUUAUCGACAAAGAGCUGGCCAGAUGUGUGACCUUCUACAGAAAAGGCGAUCAAAGACUUCAGCAUGACCACUAUUGGUCGAACUCACCCAGACUAUGCACAACUUCUGAGGAUACGGACGUUCCACAUCCCCACAGACAGAUUGUCUUCAUGGACGUCUAUACUGCCCUUCCCCUUUGGCAAACAGUUCAACACAAGGCAGUAGUUGUCGAUUACACUGAGAGCUUCGCCGUCUAGUGUGACCAAACAGAUACCUCGUGCAACAAAUUCCGAGUCGUUUGUCCUACUCCCGGGGAACUGUUUUCAUCUUGUUUUGACUGCGUUCACACAUUUGGGACUGACCUGGGUGAUAGAUUAGAGAAUUCUGUCUCUCCAUGAACGUCUCUACAAUUAAGUCAUUAGGGCUUAUUUCGUUACUGUUGACAUCGGCAGUCGUAGCUUGUUCAUUGGAAGCACUCGGCAUGGCCUUAACAUGCGUUUUCGAAGUCCGGUUACUUGAAGUCAUUCCGAUUCCCCCGAGACGCUGUUGCUUGGAGUUCGAGAAGGCGCGCAUCCUCACUCACGUGGUUAGUCUUUAUUUGCGGUAUGGCGCGCACGCCCUCUAACUGCAUCAUCCGUCCACUAGUCUGUUAAGGAUCGAAAUAUUGAAGUCGAUGGAAGUACCCAUCAUGUGCACUUCCCGUGGUACUUUGGGAAUGGAUCGUCGAGGCCAGGCGAAGCAAUCCUUUUCCACCUCGUGGUCAUCAAUCCCACUUAUGCAUGGUUCGAACUUCAUGCCGAGAUUACCGUUUUUACCUAUUUUACUAAGCCAAUUUGUGUGGCGCUUUUAUGACCCGUCUGCGUAUCCACUUUUUUGUCUUGCCAGGACCCCAGCUGUGCUUGAUGAAUGUGAUAUUGACAAGGCGGCCCGCGAUCUGUUGUUGCAGGAUAUCCGUCACCGUCUUAUGCCACAGGCAGUGAAGCUCAGGGCCGACUUUGAGGUCUCCUGUUUCGCCUAUGAGGGCAUCGAAGCGGUCCGCAGGGCUCUUCGCCGUGGUCUCGAGUUCAGCACAGAAGAGCUGCCUAUUAAGGUGUCUCCCUCUGUUAAUUCCAGUUUUUCAGCAUGAAAAUUUAUUAAUAGUGUUGCAGAUAUUUCUCAGAUCCGUCUUAAUUACUUAGGCAUUGUGCUAUUAUUCGAGUUUGGGUUGUUUGACCGUUCUGUUCCACGUGCCCACUUAGCGCAGUUUUUAGGCAUAACUAGAGUCAUCAAUCACUAGCAGCCGUUAACUCAAGCCACCACAAGGCUUGUUUGUUUUACUAAGGGCUCCUGGUUUGUAUGGAAUGUGUUGCAGGGGGCUUCACGCCUCGUCAGCCACACCUCGAUUUGGCUCAAACUAUAGGAGGAUCCAUCCAGAUCUCAGUUUCCUCACAAUGAACAGACUAGCGCCUAAUUAUUAUUACGCACUAACGGUUGUGGUGUAGAAGCUGUCAGUCUUUUAAACCACAACGGACGGGAAAAAUUGAUCCCACUUGGGAUUGGUGGUCGGACUGCAGUAGCUCCUUGAUGUGGCCUUCAAGGCCUCCUCACGGAGAUGGAUUCAAAGACCGACACGUGGAUAGUGCACGCAGGCGCGGCUUUUGUCCCGUCACCCACUUUUUCCGCGUCUAUCUCCAGUCGCCAUGAUUGUCUUCUCGUUAAGGUAUGAUUGGCGUGGAGGGAUUGAUGUAAGUGCUGCGCAAGCCCGUCACUCUAAACAAGCUCACACUGGUGUCACCACUGCGCCUUGGGGGACAGCGAUUGUCCUCGUUGUUUGGGAUGCACGAACCUGUACAGACCCCUGAACUAGUGUUGAUCAUCUUAUUGUCGCUAACUAGCGUGAGUUCGUAAUCGUUUCAGAUAAACCUCAUCGCUCCGCCCCUUUACGUGCUUACUACACAAACCCUGGAGUGGAACGAAGGUCUUGCGCGGCUCAACCAGAUACUGGAUGCUAUCAAGGUCUCUAUUGAGGAACAGGAAGGUUCCUUCAAACUUCAACAGCCGGUAAGUAACUCCUGCUCUUCUCAUGGUUAUAAACUGAAUCCUUAAGAACUGCAUGCAGUUUUAGCCCUUUGCUCAGCGCUUGUUUCGAGGUAUUUGCUCCCUUCCACGACUUUGUUCGUAAAGCUAUGGUUACACGGUGAUGCCGGCACAACCAGUCCUUCUUUUUUCGCAUAAGACUUGAUCGCCGUCUUUUUAUGUAUUUUUCUUUCAUGGGAAUCACCCUAAUAAAGUAGGAGGAAAAGACUCGCUCGUCAGUAUUUUCUGAAUCGUUGCGCUUCGUGCGGACGCUCCAGAUUUUGCAGUAAGCCUCCACCAUUGUAGGUGACAGCUGUAGAAGGCUAUCGGAAAUCAAUAAAUUUGCGCAGACAGAAAGCACUUGCCACAAGAAAGGAUUUGACCGUUGGCCUCGUGCCAUUUUCAUCCUGAACUAUCUUGGUAGUGCAAGUGUGUCCUGGCUCUGUAAACUAACACAUUUCCCAUGCCCUUCGUGAAAUUGUUUUUGGUCUGUCAGGCGAUGCAAAUGCGCGAAGUACUGGUUCAGACAAAACUUAACGAGACCAGUCCUUGUUUGCAGGUAGUUUGUUCUGCUAACGAUGAUGUGGAAAGCUACGCCCCCUAACCAAGUCCCUUCUUUUAGCCUCGGAUAGUUUCGGAUACUGACGAAUCGGAACUGCGGCGCCACAUGGAGGAGCUCGAGGAUGCCAACAAGGAGGUCUCGGGUGACGAUGAUGAUGACGACGAAGAAGACGCCGGUAACUCCGAUGACGAUGAAGAGGGCGAUGAAAGUGACGAGAACGAGGAGAAGUAG
Spirometra erinaceieuropaei is the source of this 17495-nucleotide messenger RNA. Lineage: Eukaryota; Metazoa; Platyhelminthes; Cestoda; Diphyllobothriidea; Diphyllobothriidae. The record is from the annotation of a GenBank genome assembly.